Nematostella vectensis (starlet sea anemone) is the source of this 2590-nucleotide messenger RNA. RefSeq names its product kelch-like protein diablo. Bases 26 to 1813 code for a protein of 595 amino acids. Gene Ontology annotation, molecular function: protein binding. NCBI's taxonomy places the organism in Eukaryota, Metazoa, Cnidaria, Anthozoa, Actiniaria, Edwardsiidae. The record is from RefSeq and is a predicted model, not a curated record. The transcript has 4 exons.
CCCAGUCAACAAUUACUGAGCAACGAUGGCGGCCUCCAUGCAAUCAGAGGGCCAUAAGCAUACUCCGUUUGAAUACAUGGCUUUUAUCAGCCCGAAGCCCAAAAUCCCCGAGGCUAACUACUGUGUAGCACUAAUGCAAUGUCUAAACGACUUUCGGAAGCAUAAUGUGCUCUGCGAAGUUACAAUUGUUGUAAAUGGCAAACCGUUUUAUGCACACAGAAAUGUGCUGGCGGCCGCUAGCCCUUAUUUCCGCUCUAUGUUUUCAAGUCAUUUUCGAGAACAGAACGAAAGCAAGCCAGUCAUACUUGAAAAUAUUACUGCAGAUGUGAUGGAGGAAUUGUUGAACUUUAUUUAUACUGGAACAAUUAAGAUAACACCGUUCAACGUGAAAGAUCUGGUAUCUGCAUCCAAUUACCUGCUUAUGAACAGUUUGAAAGAUGCAUGUGUUUCUUUUAUGAAAUCGAUGAUCAAUCCAUCGAACUGCUUAGGAAUAGAAACAGCCGCUAACCAGUUUGAUUGUGAAGCACUCCGUAAAACAGCUAAUCAGUAUAUUCUUGACAAUUUUGCGACUGUUUCCCAAACAGACGAAUUUAAAAGUUUACCCGCAGACAAACUCGAGGAAUUUUUAUCCAGCGACGAAACGAAAGUUGAUAGGGAAGAACAAAUUUUCGAAGCAUUGGAAACUUGGGUAAGUCACAAUGAAGACGAAAGAAAGCCGCUGUUCCCAAGGCUGAUUCAGCAUGUCAGAUUUCCUCUCAUGUCUCCUUAUUAUUUGGCUGAUUUUGUUGAGACUAAAGAGCUGGUAUUGAAAACACCUGAGUGCACACCCCUUUUACUGGAGGCCAAAAACUACCACAUGCUACCAGAUAGAAGACAUUUGAUCAAAGGUUCCAGAACAAAGCCCAGGAAAUCUAUGGGUUUUGUGACCGUCAUUUUUUCAGCUGGUGGAAUUCAGGGCUCCUCUGUAAUGAAGAACACCUUCUGUUAUGUCCCAAAGUCUAAUAAAUGGUACCCCUUGGCCCACAUGCUAGUGGCUAGGUGUCGUCAUGGUCUUGCGCUGACAGGAGAUAUGGUGUAUUCUGUGGGUGGCCAGUCAAGAGAAGGGGCAGCACAAAGCUCGCUUAGUUCUGUUGAGAGAUAUGAUCCACGCACAAACACAUGGACAAUGGUUGCUCCUAUGAAUGUACGGCGCAGUCUUCUAAAUGUAGCAGUUUUAGAUGGGCGACUUUAUGCUGUUGGUGGCUGUGAUGAGAACAAUUUUCGUCUGAAUAGUGUUGAGCAUUACAACCCCUUUACAGACACCUGGCACUAUUCAGCACCAAUGGCAACUUGUCGUAGCAGCCCUUGUGUGCUUGCUACUGGAAGAGCAUUAUACGUUGUGGGAGGUGUGAAUUAUGUUGGCAUGUCCCUAAAUACUGGAGAGUGUUUUGACCCAUUAGCUAAUACUUGGUCACCAAUUGCUCCUAUGAUUGAAAAACGGGCCAGUGCGUGUGGAGCUGUGUGUAAUGGCAAGGCCUAUGUUAUUGGUGGUUGGGAUGGCCAGAAGCACUUGAACACUGGAGAGAUGUAUGAGCCAGAAAUUGACCAAUGGACAGUUAUUCCUCAAGCUAGUACAGCCCGUUGGGAUGCUGGUAUUGCUGUGGAAAGUGACAGAAUCUUUGUGGUUGGUGGGUGUGAUAGGAAUGCAUUAUGUACUUUGGAGACAGAAUGCUAUGAUCCUGAGAAAAAGAAAUGGAGCAAAGUAGCUUCACUUCCUGUUGCAACACAUGGCCUCAAAUGUUCUACAAUACAGUUGCCAAACAAACUUAUCUAAACUGUAGUGGAACUGCAUGCUUUCUGGCAGGGCAUUGCAAGUGCUUUAGGAUUGCAUGAAGUUACACGUAUAACAUGCUCAAGAAUAUGUUAAUCAUAGCCUGCCAGCCAGCUCUCUUUUAGGGUUAUUCUGGAAUCUUUUGUCCAACAUGUGAAUGCCUUGGUUCACUGGGGCCAAGGAUUGCAUGCCACAUGUGAUGAAAACAAAGCAUUUAAGGAAUAACAUCAAAGGAGAGCCCGCUCUCUUUGGCAGUGUUUAUCAUUGAGAUAAAUCUUAGGCUGUGAGUGCCAAAUGGUCUACAUACCCCAAGGGUAAAUUUUAUUUUCCAUUCUCUGUAAAAUAAUUGUGUUUUUACCUGCAGUCAUUUUAUGUAAUGAAGUCAUUAUUUCAGCCAUGUUUUUUUCUUAAAUUUCUACUGCGAUUUUCAAUAUUGUGCAACAAUUUCCAACCACUAAACAGCUUUCUGGCUUCUGCAUUCAAACCUUCCGAAUUACAUUUGGUGCAUGAAACUAUUUUGAAUCUGCUUCAAGGUUUUGAAUGACAUAAGCAAGAAGUUGAUUUAGCUGUUGGAAGUUGUUGGAGAGAGUUCACAGAACGUUGAAUACUGCAGUAAUAAAAAAGACAAAAAUUGAAAGAUGUAUAAUAUCUAAAAUAUUCAAUAUAUACAGUUGUGAGUACCGCUUUGAGUCCUGUUUGGCAAGUUCUACUGUAUUUAUAUAGUAUCAUUUUUAUUAUGUCAAACAUGUCAAUAAAAAGGACCUAAAAGAUUCUGUUGCA